CCUGAGUGACCAAAGCUGGAGCACUGGGCUCCCCGGAGGGCUGGGGCCGUUGUUUGCGGGCGCCGGGUCUCUUGGCGACGACUCCACGUGAAGCCAGGCGGAAGGAAGGACAGAAGGAUGCCACCCAAGCGUAUAGCUAAGAGAACGUCGCCCCCAGAAGAUGCCCUCCUCAAAAGCAAGAAGGCAAAGAACCCUCGCAACCAGGCAGUGAGUUCCCUCGUUGCAUCCCACCGCACUCCAGGCACCCGCUACUUCCGAGGUGCCUGCAGGCCAAGCACUCCUGACCAGGAAACCCAACCAGUCUCUCAUAGGUCCCACCGCACAGAACCGGGUCUGGUGCUGACACUGGGCCAGGGAGACGUGGGCCAGCUGGGGCUGGGCGAGAAUGUGAUGGAGAGGAAGAAGCCAGCCCUCGUUCCCAUUCCAGAAGACAUCGUACAGGCUGAGGCUGGGGGCAUGCACACCGUGUGUCUAAGCAAAAGUGGCCAGGUCUACUCCUUUGGCUGCAACGACGAGGGUGCCCUGGGAAGGGACACGUCAGUGGAAGGCUCAGAGAUGGUUCCCGGGAAAGUGGAACUGCAAGAGAAGGUGGUACAAGUGUCAGCAGGAGACAGUCACACAGCAGCCCUCACCGAGGAUGGCCGUGUCUUCCUCUGGGGCUCCUUCCGGGACAAUAAUGGUGUGAUCGGGCUCUUGGAGCCCAUGAAGAAGAGCAUGGUUCCCGUGCAAGUGCAGCUGAGUGUGCCCGUGGUGAAGGUGGCCUCGGGAAACGACCACUUGGUGAUGCUCACAGCUGAUGGUGACCUCUACACUUUGGGCUGCGGGGAGCAGGGCCAGCUGGGCCGUGUGCCUGAAUUAUUUGCCAAUCGUGGUGGCCGGCAGGGCCUUGAACGACUCCUGGUCCCCAAGUGUGUGAUGUUGAAAUGCAGGGGAAGCCGGGGCCACGUGAGAUUCCAGGAUGCCUUCUGUGGCGCCUACUUCACUUUUGCCAUCUCCCUCGAGGGCCAUGUGUAUGGCUUUGGCCUUUCAAACUACCAUCAGCUCGGAACCCCAGGCACAGAAUCCUGCUUUGUACCCCAGAACCUGACCUCCUUCAAGAACUCUACCAAGUCCUGGGUGGGCUUCUCUGGUGGCCAGCACCAUACAGUCUGCAUGGAUUCGGAAGGAAAAGCAUACAGCCUGGGCCGGGCUGAGUACGGGCGGCUGGGCCUCGGGGAGGGUGCCGAGGAGAAGAGUGUACCCACCCUCAUCUCCAGGCUGCCUGCCGUCUCCUCGGUGGCUUGUGGGGCCUCUGUGGGCUAUGCUGUGACCAAGGAUGGUCGUGUUUUUGCCUGGGGUAUGGGCACAAACUACCAGCUGGGCACAGGGCAAGAGGAGGACUCCUGGAGCCCCGUGGAGAUGACAGGCAAACAGCUGGAGAACCGAAUGGUUUUAUCUGUGUCCAGCGGGGGCCAGCACACAGUCUUACUGGUGAAGAACAAGGAACAGAGCUGAUGAAGCCUCGGAGGGCCUGGCUCCCAGCCCCUGCACCCUCCCUCCCGGAACACGGAAGCCGUGAUGACUGUGGGCUCCAGCAGGCUUCCCCUAGCCCCAAGUACUUUGUCAUCUCCUGCCUUUUCUCCAUCCACAGAACAGAACCAUCUUUUUCUUCCUCCUUCCUGGAAUUGUCCUGUAACCUACAGGAUGAAGGGAGGGGAGCGGGUUUUGUGGGAAUGUUGCUCACCCCAGAACUAUGUGAUUAGACCGUUCCCCCUCCUCCCUACCUCCCAUGGUCCUAGCGGACCCUGGUUUUGUCUACCAAAAACCAAAACUUCCUCUCGGGGGACUUGGUUCUCACACCCUGAGAAGUCGGGCCCCAUCAAGCCCUACUCUAGUCAUGUGCCACUCUGCCUGCCCUUGAUGAUCCACAUGCAGACAAACGGUACAGUUGUUAGACCCAGCUGUCAUGGACCCGCGCCUGGGGGAAACUAGAGAAGGGGCAGGGCUACCAGCCAUGGGCAAGCCCAAGCCAAAUAUUUGGCUCUGAACAGGUGUUCGUGGGUCAGACAAAAA
This is a messenger RNA of Phyllostomus hastatus (greater spear-nosed bat), 2052 nucleotides long. RefSeq names its product regulator of chromosome condensation 1 (gene RCC1). The coding region runs from base 118 to 1494 and encodes 458 amino acids. The transcript is spliced from 11 exons. NCBI's taxonomy places the organism in Eukaryota, Metazoa, Chordata, Mammalia, Chiroptera, Phyllostomidae. Gene Ontology annotation, cellular component: cytoplasm. The record is from RefSeq and is a predicted model, not a curated record. Gene Ontology annotation, molecular function: guanyl-nucleotide exchange factor activity.